This is a messenger RNA of Camelina sativa (false flax), 731 nucleotides long. NCBI's taxonomy places the organism in Eukaryota, Viridiplantae, Streptophyta, Magnoliopsida, Brassicales, Brassicaceae. The record is from RefSeq and is a predicted model, not a curated record.
UCACGUCUAUUAUUUUUCUCUCAUCUUUUAUUCGAGAACCAAUCAGAUUUGCAGUUUCUGAAGAAAUGGAAUUUGUGAACACCUCUCCACCAAGAUAUGAAUGUCUCCUCUUUGAUUUGGACGAUACUCUUUACCCUUUCAGCUCUGGUUUAUCAGACGCAUGCACCAACAACAUUAUAGAAUUUAUGGUUGAAAAGCUUGGAAUAGAUGAAGAGGGAGUAGUUGAGCUAAAUGAUAUCCUUUACAAGAAACAUGGAACUACAAUGGCUGGGCUUAAGGCUGUAGGUUAUGAAUUCGAUAAUGACGAGUACCACAGCUUUGUUCAUGGGAGAUUACCUUAUGAAAAUCUUAAACCGGACCCGGUUCUGAGAAAUCUCCUCACUAGUCUACCUUUCCGAAAAUUGAUUUUCUCGAAUGGAGAUGAUGGUCAUGUGAUGAGGGCUCUAAAAAGACUCGGCAUUGAAGAUUGUUUUGAAAGAAUCAUAAGUUUCGAGACCUUAAACCCUGUGAUCAACGAGGCUGAGGUUUCUUGCGAGACAGGUCAUCUUCCCGAGAAUCCUGUUAUCUGUAAACCAACCGAGAUUGCUUUCGAGAAAGCAUUCGAAAUCGCUCAGCUUGAUCCUCACAAAACCUUGUUCUUCGACGACAGUGUCCGGAACAUCCAAACCGGAAAAGCCGUUGGUCUCCAUACAAUCUUGGUAAGAACCGGUUGACAUGUUAAACAAUACCUA